UCUCAUUUCACUUCAGCUCAGACGACUGGUCUUAAAUUCUCCCCAAGUGUUCGUCAAGAGACGGGUUUUAUAUCAGCUAAUGUUGGCGAUAACGUGACAUUACAGUGUUUCUAUGAGGAUGAUGUCGGAGUAAUGUUCUUCUGGUAUAAGCAAACUCUGGGACAGAAACCAAGGCUCAUCUCAACCUUCUACAAGCAUGAUAAAAAGGGCACAUUUAUUGAUGAAUUAAAAAACGAUCCACGCUUCACACUGGAAUCUAAAAAUGGAAAUUAUCACUUGACAAUCUCGGAGUUACGCAUUUCCGACUCGGCUACUUACUACUGCGUAAGUAUGCAUGCCAACCAGUUUCAAUUUACAGAGGGCAUCACUGUCGAUGUAAAGGGUUCAGGUUUGAAGGUCCCAGCUACGGUCCAUCAGUCAGCAUCUGAGAGCAUCCAGCCAGGAGGCUCUGUGACUCUGGACUGUACAGUACACACUGGGACCUGUGAUGGAGAACACAGUGUUUACUGGUUCAAGAAGUCGGAAGAAUCUCAGCCAGCACUCAUUUACACCCAUGGAGGCAGGACUGAUCAGUGUGAGAGGAAACCCAACACACAAACACACACCUGUGUCUACAAGCUGCCGAUGAAGAGUCUGAAUCUUUCUCAUGCUGGGACUUACUACUGUGCUGUUGCCUCAUGUGGACACAUUCUGUUUGGAAACGGGACCAAGCUGGACUUGGAGGAUGAGGUGGACUCUCCUGUCUUGGUGUAUUUCUUGACAUUCACCACCAUCCUGAGUGUUUUACUGGCUUUCUUAAUGUGUAUGAUGAACAACAGAAACCUCUGCCUGUGUGCAGAUUCCUCCGAAACAAAGAUGAACGCAUCAAAGACGCAGAGAGACGACACCUGGACUGAAUGUGUGUACUUUAGUGUGAAGCAGUAG
Perca fluviatilis (European perch) is the source of this 924-nucleotide messenger RNA. RefSeq lists its product as uncharacterized. The transcript is spliced from 3 exons. Lineage: Eukaryota; Metazoa; Chordata; Actinopteri; Perciformes; Percidae. The record is from RefSeq and is a predicted model, not a curated record. Gene Ontology annotation, biological process: response to bacterium. The annotation marks the transcript as partial.